Molecule: messenger RNA, 405 nt
Organism: Echinostoma caproni
Lineage: Eukaryota; Metazoa; Platyhelminthes; Trematoda; Plagiorchiida; Echinostomatidae
Source: the annotation of a GenBank genome assembly
UUGCUCACCCUACUUUGUCUUUUUCAGAUUAGCGAUUUAGGCGGAGGAAUCCCACGUUCCGAGUUAGAAGUUGUGUUUAAUUACACCUACACGACUGCUCGUGGUGGAGGCAAGAAUAAACCACCCGCCCCGAUUGGUGAAGGUGGAAAUGCACCGCUGGCUGGCUACGGGUACGGAUUACCGCUAAGUCGAUUGUAUGCGAAAUACUUCAACGGGGAUCUGAUUCUCGCUAGUGUGGAAGGUUACGGAACCGAUGCGAUUGUCUACUUGAAACGAAAUGCCGCAGAGGCGGACGAACUCCUACCGGUAUUCAAUCGAACUUCGGCGCGACAAUACGAAGCUGCAGGUAUCCCCGUGGCCGACUGGUCUAAUCCACAAUUCACCACAGGUUGGAGACGCACAUAA